AUGCCAAAUCACAAAAUAUGGUCUAAAGUUACAUUCAAGAUAACGCUUACUUCAGAUCCGAAGCUGCCUUUUAAAGUACUUAGUGUACCAGAGGCAACACCAUUCACGGCUGUGCUAAAAUUUGCAGCAGAAGAAUUCAGGGUUGAGCCUGCAACCAGUGCAAUAAUAACAGAUGAUGGAAUUGGAAUAAAUCCUCAACAGAGUGCUGGUAAUAUUUUCCUAAAACAUGGUUCUGAGCUCAGAUUGAUACCCAGAGAUAGAGUGGGUCUCUCUCCUUAA
Messenger RNA from Pieris macdunnoughi, 279 nucleotides. Lineage: Eukaryota; Metazoa; Arthropoda; Insecta; Lepidoptera; Pieridae. The record is from the annotation of a GenBank genome assembly.